CCGCCCGGCCCGGCAGCGAAUGAACGCGCGCGCCGCGAGGGCGCAGGGGGCAGCAACUUGAGGUAAGGCGGCCUGUGGUGUCGGUGCCAGCAGCGCGGAGCUUCCCGGGCCGACACCGGAUCUCGCCGCCGCGGGAGGAGCCCGAGUCCCGGGCCGAAGCUGCCCCAGGAAUGCUCUCAGGCGGCACAAACAUGGCUGCUGCCAUGCGAGCUGCGGGAGUCCUGCUCCGCGAUCGGCUGGUGCAUGGCAGCUCAGCGGCCCGCCAGCCAUGGAGGGGCCAGUCGAUUGGAGCCACGGCGGUAGCUGCCACGGAAACAGCCCAGCGUGCCAGGAGCCCAAAACCUCAAGUUCAACCGGGGAAGAGGAAGCCGAAGACUGGAAUAUUAAUGCUGAACAUGGGGGGCCCCGAAACCCUGGAAGAUGUUCACGAUUUCCUUCUGAGGCUCUUCCUGGACCGAGACCUCAUGACGCUUCCUAUUCAAAAUAAGCUGGCACCAAUCAUCGCCAAACGCCGAACCCCCAAAAUUCAGGAGCAGUACCGCAGGAUUGGAGGUGGGUCCCCCAUCAAGAUGUGGACUUCCAAGCAAGGAGAAGGCAUGGUGAAGUUGCUGGAUGACCUGUCCCCCAACACAGCCCCUCACAAAUACUAUAUUGGAUUCCGGUACGUCCAUCCUUUAACAGAAGAAGCAAUUGAAGAGAUGGAGAAAGAUGGGAUCGAAAGGGCUAUUGCCUUCACGCAGUACCCACAGUACAGCUGCUCCACCACAGGCAGCAGCUUAAAUGCCAUUUACAGAUACUAUAGUGAAAUGGGAAGGAGGCCUGCAAUGAAGUGGAGCACGAUUGACAGGUGGCCCACACACCCCCUCCUCAUUCAGUGCUUUGCAGACCACAUUGUGAAGGAGCUGGACCACUUUCCAGUUGAGAAGAGGAGUGAGGUGGUCAUUCUUUUUUCUGCUCACUCACUGCCCAUGUCUGUGGUCAACAGAGGGGACCCCUAUCCUCAGGAGGUGGGUGCCACUGUGCAGAGAGUCAUGGAUAAGCUGGGUUACUCCAACCCCUACCGACUGGUUUGGCAGUCCAAGGUUGGUCCGAUGCCCUGGCUGGGCCCUCAAACAGAUGAGACCAUCAAAGGGCUUUGUGAGAGGGGGAGGAAGAACAUUCUCUUGGUCCCAAUAGCGUUUACCAGCGAUCACAUUGAAACGCUGUAUGAACUGGACAUCGAGUACUCUCAGGUUCUGGCUAAUGAGUGUGGAGUCGAAAACAUCAGAAGAGCAGAGUCUCUUAAUGGAAAUCCAUUGUUCUCCAAGGCCCUGGCCGAUUUGGUGCUCUCACACAUCCAGUCAAACGAGCUGUGCUCCAAGCAGUUGACUCUGAGUUGUCCGCUCUGUGUAAAUCCUGUCUGCAGGGAGACUAAAUCCUUCUUCGCCAGCCAGCAGCUGUGACCCCAGCCAGAGGACCCCGUGGGAUUAGGCAAAUGCCCACCCCCCAGAUACCUCCGUUGUGGAGGAGAUGCAUUCAGAGAUCAAGGAAGAAAGUUACAUUGGUAUCUGUACAGCCUUUGGACACCAAUUGUGUGAUUUCUUGAGGAACAGACUCUGAAAGCCUUAUUGGGGUUUUCUAUUUUACAUACUAAUACAGGAAGCAUUUAUAUACCCCUCCCCCCCCCAAAUCUGGAUAAAGUUACCAGUUUGGAAUGUCCACUGGGCUAUUUAAAAAACAAGUUUUAAACAUUUAUCUUAAUGGAUGCACACGUAUUUUAAAUACAGAUUUUCAUUUUAUUGCUCAAAAAACCUGCAAGGGUAAUUAAUGGAGAGUCCCCUCUGUGGGCCGUCAGUGUGAAUGAGAUCCGUUUACAGUCUUGUGCAUCGAGUUGUCCUUGUUUUUUAAGGGAACAGACUUGAGUAAAGGAAAUAUAGUUUGAAAAGGAACUGUUACCUAAUCUUUCUCUAAGCCCGUGGGUUACAGAAUGCCAAUAAUGAGGUGGUAUGGUUGCCUAUAAUGGCUGCUUUUGCAGCAGUUAAUGGUGAUGUCACCAAUAAUCGGUCAUUUCGGUACUUAUGUGUGAACCUCACUUUCCUCACCAUAAAACCAAAUCGAGUACAGAUUCCAAAAGUGCGUUAAGAUUCCCCAGGCACACAAGGCUAAUAAACCUGUAGCAACCCAGCAUGGGUCAUACUUGCCUGGUGAGGAUCUGCGGUACCACAAGAAGGGGGGCCUCUCACUGCUUCCGGUCCCCAAGGACUGUGAUGCCGGGAAAUACUAACAACGGGCUUCAUCUUUAAAGCUGUCCCAGGACCCUAGGGAAACUUUCCAUGGAGCAUCAUCUUUAUUUGGUUUGAAUGUCUUCUGCCCAUUUGUUUGAAGAAUUAUUUUAUAAAGUCAGCUAUGCUUUGUAAUCUUGAAUUCUUAAGUUUUAAUUUUUAUCAUAAAAAUGAUGGAACCUUGCUCUUGGAAAUUUGAAAAAUAGAGGAAAAAGAAAUAACCACUCUAAUGCAACAACAAUUAAUCAUAUACGUCUAUCUCUUGCCAGUCUUUUCCUGUGGAUAUUUUUAAUGCCAUUGUAACCUUGAAUUUGUGAGUGAAAAGUUGUUCUAAAAAUGUAGAAAUAAUAUAAGAUCAGAAUCUGAUCUCCUUUACUUGGAUUUAAAUGGAUUAAAAAAAUCUCUGAUGGAUCCGUAA
Hyaena hyaena (striped hyena) is the source of this 2679-nucleotide messenger RNA. RefSeq names its product ferrochelatase (gene FECH). The transcript is spliced from 11 exons. The record is from RefSeq and is a predicted model, not a curated record. NCBI's taxonomy places the organism in Eukaryota, Metazoa, Chordata, Mammalia, Carnivora, Hyaenidae. Gene Ontology annotation, biological process: heme biosynthetic process. Gene Ontology annotation, molecular function: protoporphyrin ferrochelatase activity. Bases 171 to 1442 code for a protein of 423 amino acids.